AGGAGGAUUUUUUUGUUUGUUUAAGUAAUUGAAUAUGCUUGUCAUCAGUCGUGCAAUUAGGUCUCGCAGUUUCAUUUUUAAGGAAGUCUCUUAUUUUUGUAACAAGUACACUUCAUGGACGGCACACCACUUAUUCGACGAAAUCCCCGUAAGAAGUAACGUGCAGCCGUGUGAUUUAUUGUUUACGCAUUCAAUGGUUAGUGGGUCGGAACAGAAAGGCCACGAAAUUACUUCCUGUGUGGCACCUCCCAAGCAUAGUAGUGCCCCCGAAGCAUUGGAGUCCUUUCAUCGAAUUAUCGCCUCGGGAGCAAAUCCUACGAGGUUCAUUCUUUGUACGGCUCUUAAUGCUUGUGUAAAAACACUGAGCUGGCGUUUGGGGUUGCAAAUUCAUGUGUGUGUAAUUAAAUAUGGGUAUGAAGAAAAUUUAAUUUUGAGCAGUGCACUUGUUAAUUUAUAUGCUAAGUGUGGUGCCAUUCUGGAUGCAAGAAAUGUAUUUGAUGGCAUGAAAAUACAUGAUCAAGUAUCUUGGACCUCGAUUAUAAGUGGGUUCUCACAAAACGGGCAUGGAAGGGAAGCCGUUUCAAUGUUCAAAGAGAUGUCUACUACCCAUAUAAAACCUAAUUGUUAUACCUAUGUUGGCGUUAUUAGUGCAUGCACAGGCCUAGAUGAUGCAUUUGCACAAGUUGUGAUCCUCCAUGUCCAUGUCAUCAAGCUCGGGUUCAAUAGUAAUAGUUUUGUGGUCAGCGCUUUAGUUGAUUGUUAUUCAAAACAUGGAAGAACAGAUCAUGCUAGAUUGGUAUUUGAUGAGGCUAUGGAGAGGGAUAAUAUCGUACUCAAUUCUAUGAUUUCUGGGUAUUCUCAAAAUCUACAGGGUGAAGAGGCGUUGAAACUAUUUGUGGAGAUGAGAAAUGAGAAUUUGAGUUCAACUGACCAUACUUUAACUAGUAUUUUAAAUUCUUGUGGUAGCCUAACUUUACUGCAACUAGGAAGGCAGGUGCACUCUCUGGUCACUAAAAUGGGUUCUGAAAGUAAUGUGUUUGUGGCUAGUGCUUUGAUUGACAUGUACUCCAAGUGUGGCCACAUUAUUGAGGCUCGUCUCAUUUUUGAUCGAGCAGCUGUGAGGAAUGGUGUGUUGUGGACUUCAAUGAUCACGGGUUAUGCUCAGAGUGGAAAGGGAUCAGAUGCGUUGGAACUCUUUGAGCGUUUGGUGACUGUUGAAAGAUAUGUGCCAGACAAAAUUUGCUUUACUACUGUGUUGACUGCCUGCAAUCAUGCUGGACUGUUAGACAAAGGGGUGAAAUAUUUCAAGAUAAUGAGAGAUUAUGGGCUGGUUCCCGAUCUAGAUCAAUAUGGUUGUUUAAUUGACCUCUAUGCGAGGAAUGGGCACCUAAGAAAAGCAAGGGAGUUGAUGGAGGACAUGCCUUAUGAUCCAAAUUACGUUAUGUGGACUUCCUUCUUUAGCUCUUGCAAAGUUUAUGGUGAACUUGAGCUUGGAAAAGAGGCUGCUAAUCAGCUUCUCAGAAUGGAACCAGGUAAUGCCGCUCCAUAUGUAAUGCUUGCCAAUAUAUAUGCCACGGCAGGUUUAUGGGCUGAAGCAGCUGAGGUUAGGAAAUUGAUGCAACAAAAAGGAAUAAGGAAAAGUGCAGGGUGGAGUUGGGUUGAGGUAGAAAAAGGGGUUCAUGUUUUCUCAGUUGGUGAGGUAAGUCACCCUCAAUCCCAAGAGAUAUAUGAUGAACUGGGAAAGCUGCACUUGGAAGUAAAAGAGGCCGGUUACAUGCCUAAACAUUUAGAUGAAUUAGAAGAUUUGGUUUGUGAAUGACUGUGUUCUUCUCAGGAUUGUAAACAGUCAGUUGACAACUCUUAGGAUCAAGAGCACUUUCACUAUGACUGAAGUAGCAGACUGCAAAAGAGAAAACCGGUUCUUCAUAUGACAUUAUUGUAAGAUUUAUUGUUUUAUGUUUUUGGAUGCUUCUUACAAGUUACAAUUCAAUAUGCAUUUGAAACGUGUUGCUAUUCUUCUCGGAGAAAAUAUUAUUCCUCAAAGAUCCAUUUUCCUGAUACACUAAUUAUUUGUUUCUUAACCUAUAGGUUUGAUGCUAUCUACUGAAAUGAAAUGUAUUGUCCUACACGAAAAUUAUGAUUUAUGAUUGAACAAAAGUUAUCAGGAAAUUUAUCUAUGUUACAGGAACGGAGAUAAUAUCAAAACCUUUCAUUUCAUUUAGCCUGGCCCAAACUUCAUUAAGCC
Pistacia vera is the source of this 2245-nucleotide messenger RNA. Its product is annotated as pentatricopeptide repeat-containing protein At3g02330, mitochondrial. NCBI's taxonomy places the organism in Eukaryota, Viridiplantae, Streptophyta, Magnoliopsida, Sapindales, Anacardiaceae. Gene Ontology annotation, molecular function: RNA binding; protein binding. Gene Ontology annotation, biological process: RNA modification. The coding region runs from base 35 to 1819 and encodes 594 amino acids. The record is from RefSeq and is a predicted model, not a curated record. The transcript has a single exon.